AUGGUUACAAAUUACUUGUCUAAUAUCCUGUCUUCUAUCAAAUCCAAAGCCAAGACUCAGGAAUCUGUUCAAGGCUCGCUCUCUUCAUCAGCAUUAAAAAUAAUUUCCCACAUAAAACAAGCCUCGAUCCCUUUUUCCAAAUCCCCAGAUGAUCUCCAAACAGUUAUCAAUAAUCUUCUUACUUUCCCCAUCCAUUACAAACAAAGCAUUGGAAAAAUCACAAUUUUUGCCUAAAAACUCGCCCUCCUUAAGCAAAUAAAUUUUUUUAUGAAAAAAAAUUUGAUAAUUAGUAUAAUGAAAUCUCUCUAUUUAUUGUUAAACAGAUUGCAUUUAAAAGUAUAAAUUUUACAAAAAAUAUAUCAUUUCCAAUUUUUGCCAACUUAAAUAUCGAAAAAAAAAUUUACUAUAAAAUAAUUUAAAAAAAUAAAAUUAGCACUCUCACGGAGGAGUAUUUAGCAAGAUAAAUUCGAGUAAUGUUGACGAAAACGUAAGACAAGCGAAACUGAAAGAAAUAAAAAAGCAAAAAGAAUUAUUAGAAGCUAAGUUGUCAAGCAUCGAAGAGUCCAUAAGCACACUUGAUAAUAUAGGUUCUAUUCAGAACGAAAACAAGCUUAAUAAGCCGAACCUUCAAAAUGCUAGAACUCGGCAAGAGUAUCUCGAAAACGAAAGAAAAAAAGCUGAAGAAGCUGCCCAAAAAAUAAAGGCCUAUUACAAAGAGCAAAAAGAACGAGCCAAAAAAAAGCAGCAAGAGCAAUCAAAACUUAUGAUGAUUCUCGAAGAAGAAAGUGAAGCCAAAAAGCAAGAAAUGGAAGAGCUCAAAGCCAAAAAAGAACAAGAAUACUACGAAAAACUCGAAAAAAUGAAAGAACUCAAAGCAAAGCGUCAACAAGAAAUUGACGAAAUUCGCCGCAGAAAUAAUGACUACGAAUCAAUCAAAGGUGUCAAGCCUCUCUACGUAAAACUCGAAGAAAAAUUUAAAUGCGAAUACGAACUCCCAGAGCUUGAAAAACGAAAAAGUGAGCUUGCCAAGCGGAAACUUGUAAACCGAUCAAUAAAUCAGGAAAAAAUAAUUGAGCAUAUGAAAUGAUACGAUGUACUGAGAGAUGAGCAUACAAAAAGAAACGAAGAAGCCUUAAAUUCAAGAAAAAUCGAAAAUAAAGUAAGAAGCUCAUCAUGCACGUGGAAUGCGAAAAUUCUUGAGCAGGAAAAACAGCUAAAAGAAGCCCAAAAUGCAGCAAAUAUAGAAAGGCUACAAAAAAUUGAAAAAAGAUUGAGGUAUGCAGAGUUGAUUAAAGAAAUGUUUAUGCCGACAGUCGAUAAAACAAAGCAGCUAGAGCUACAGGAAAGGCUGGAAAAAAUGAAAAACCCAGCAAGGCAUCAUAGAAUUUUGUCAGAAAUCAAUCAGAGAUCUGAGUCGUUUGUAGAGUUAGAGAAAAAGAAAAUAAAGCCGAGAAAAAUACAGUCACAGUCAAAGACUGUGGAAACUCCAAAAGUUGCUAAAAAAAUUAUCCAUUUUUGUGUAAAUAAAACAGAAAAAAAAAUUUAAUUUAUUAAAAAUCGUAUAAGAGAUUAUAAGGGUAAUUAUUUAGAAGAAAAAAGAAAAUUAAGAGAAGAAAACGAAAAAAAUAUGCCUGUUGAAGAAAUAAAGGCAAACUGAGACGAUGUGCUCAGUAUGAGUGUUUCAGACACAGAAAAAGUGAAAAUCAUAUCAGAAAAAGUUUCGAAGCUUGAAAAACAAGCAAUUUUGAAAGAGCAUUUGGUAUCUUCUACGAAUCCGAUGAAUAUUAAAGCUCUUGCUCAGCAAGAAAAUAUCGAUAAUUUACUUGUGGGGUCAAUAAAGGCCAAACUUGCUGUAUUUAGCCAUGCUGUGAAUAAAUCAGUCACAAGUGAUUAA
Blepharisma stoltei is the source of this 1894-nucleotide messenger RNA. NCBI's taxonomy places the organism in Eukaryota, Ciliophora, Heterotrichea, Heterotrichida, Blepharismidae. The record is from the annotation of a GenBank genome assembly.